AUGGCCCUGCCGCCCGCGUUGCAGGCGCUCUCUAUUGGGGCGCCGGAUGCGCCGAACACGCUCGAGCUCUAUGUAUGCCCCUUUUCUGCGAAGCAGCUGCUCAACUUUGAUCGCGACGCGGUGCCGCUCCUGAUCGGCGACGAGGCGCCGUUCGCGGGUCAGGUGCGCGUCGUCGUGCGCCCGGUGCCGCAGCCGUGGCACGCGUCGUCGACGUACCUGCACGAGACGGCGCUGGCAGUCGCGCGACUCGCGCCGAGCGAGCGCGCCGCGCUGGCCCACCCCACGACGAAUCCGUUCUGGGUGUUUUCGCAGGCGCUCAUGCGCGAGAGCGAGCGCUGGUACGAGUCGCCCGUGCGCGGCAAGAGUGGCGACCAGGUGCGUGCCGAGCUCGCGGCCCUCGCCGUGCACGUGCUGAGCGACGAGCCACGCAGGGCCGGCACGCCCCCGCUCGUGUCUCUGCCGGACGACACGCCGCUUGGCCAGGCCGUGCGCGCCUGGACGCGCGUGUCGGACGACGGCAACACGGGCGCGAAGAUCGUGCCGGACCUCAAGUACUGCGGCUUGUCUUCCGCCAUGGCGCUGACGCACACCUCGCUGCCGCUGCCGCUUGUGGCGCAGGGCAAAGUGCGCGAUGUCUACGAUGCGCAGCUGACGGACGGCGAAUACCGCGGCGCCCUUUUGUUCGUGGCGACUGACCGUAUUUCUGCGUUUGAUGUCAUCCUGCAGAACGGGAUUCCCGACAAGGGGCGUGUGCUGCACGGCCUCUCGGAGUUCUGGUUUGAGCUGCUCACGCCCUCGAUCCUCCGCUCGCAUGUGCUUGCGACGCGCUGGGACGACUUUCCCGAGGUCCUGCGUGAGCGCUUGGCGGCGCACCGCACGCAGGUGGAUGGGCGCGCGAUGCUCGUGCGCCGCGCCCAGGUCCUGCCGCUCGAGGCGAUUGUGCGCGGCUACCUGACCGGUAGUGGCUGGUCCGAGUACAAGCGCGCGGGCACGGUGCAUGGCAUCUCGCUGCCGCCCGGUCUCGUCGAGAGCCAGCGCAUCCCCGGCGGGCCUCUGUUCACGCCGUCGACCAAGGCCGAGCAGGGCGCGCACGAUGAGAACAUCCACCCGGACCGCGUCGCGGAGCUCAUCGGCCAGCCGCUCGCCGACAAGGUGGCAGGCGCGGCCAAGGCACUGUACGCCAAGGCCGCCGAGCAUGCGCAGUCGCGCGGCAUCCUCCUGGCCGACACCAAGUUCGAGUUUGGGCUCCUGCCGCCUGAGACGCCCGGCGCGCCGGACGAGCUGAUCCUCGUCGACGAGGUGCUGACGCCCGACUCGUCGCGCUUCUGGGCCGCCGAUACGUACCGCGAGGGCGCGCCGCAGGCCAGCUUCGACAAGCAAUAUGUGCGCGACUGGAUGAAGGCGCACGGCCUCGAGCAGGCGGCGCGGACCUUCACGCCCGUGACGCUCCCGGACGACGUCGUGGCGCAGACCGCGGCCAAGUACCGCGAGGCCUACGAGCGCAUCACUGGCAAGUCGUUUCCAUAG
Molecule: messenger RNA, 1527 nt
Organism: Malassezia sympodialis ATCC 42132
Lineage: Eukaryota; Fungi; Basidiomycota; Malasseziomycetes; Malasseziales; Malasseziaceae
Exons: 3
Coding region: 1-1527 (508 amino acids)
Source: RefSeq, a predicted model, not a curated record